Cylicostephanus goldi is the source of this 422-nucleotide messenger RNA. Lineage: Eukaryota; Metazoa; Nematoda; Chromadorea; Rhabditida; Strongylidae. The record is from the annotation of a GenBank genome assembly.
AUGUGCGAAUCCUUUUUAUUGUAUCUUUCGUUUGCUAGGAAACGCGAAGCGCGUUCUAGUAGCGAAACAAGUGAAGCGAUGUUUAUCACAUAUGAAUGUUGGUGGUAUUGGAAGAAAUACGGUGGCCUGAAAGAGCGACAUCAACACGAAAUAUUUGAUGUCAUUGCUUCUAUUAAUGAGGACGCUGCCUCAGAUGUUCACGAAAACGCCAAACCUGCUUCAAGCGUGCCAAACCCGCCAGCGGCUGGUAAAAGCUCUUCAGCAGCACAGCAAAAUCGACCCAUUGGUACUGGUCACGUAAUUGCUCGAUUACCUCCGAAUCAUCCUCUUCUGUUGGCUGCCACUUCUGGAUCCACAUUGAGCGUGGGUAACCCCGUAAAAGGAAAGGUGAGACAGAGAGAUCGCCUUGACAUGAAUUAGAU